CGGCCUUUUUCCCUUCAGAUUCAUCCAAUUGCCCGGCUGCCGCAUACACACUGAGCCUCCUCUACGCGCGUUUUCCGAAUCUCCAACGCCCAGUGUCUCCUGCACGGCACAGCAACCCAUCGCGACCAUGGGUGUAUACCGCGUGGAGGUUUCGCCCAACAACCGCGCCGGCUGCCAAGUCAAGGCAUGCAAGGACGAAGGCACCAAGAUCAUGAAAGGCGAGUUUCGCUUUGCCGUCCAAGUCAUGAUCAAAGAGCACACAAGCUGGCAGUACCGUCAUUGGGGAUGUGUUACUCCCAAGCAGAUUGAAAACCUGGUCGAGACCUGCGGAGGCGACACAGAAAUGGUGGACGGCUACGAUGAGCUGCCUGAAGAAUUCCAAGAAAAGGUCAGGUACGCUCUCGAGAACGGCCACAUCCCUGACGAGGACUGCACACGCGAUCCCGAGCUCAACCGUCUCGGUGUCAAGAAGCCCAAGGGCAAAAAGGCUAAGAAGAGCAAGGAUGACGAUGAGUCUGAGGAGGAGAAACCCAAGAAGAAGGGAUCCACCAAGGUUAAGAAGGAGGAGGAUGAGGAGGAAGAUGUGCCAGCACCAGCCCCAAAGAAACGCGGCAGCAAGGCCAAGCUCAAGGUUGAGGAUGAAGAUGUUCCUGCUCCGACUGCCGCCCCUAAGAAACGCGGGCGCCCAUCCAAGAAGCAAUCCGAGGAAAAUGACGAGAGUGCUCCCCCUGCAAAGAAGGCUCGCGUCAACGGUAAGAGCAAGAAAACUGCCGAGCACACGGAUGACAGCGAGCAAGAGGCCCAAGCACCUAAGAAGGCCAGGGCCAAGAAGGCUGCCAUCAAGGACGAGGAAGAAGAGGAAGAAGCCCCGGCCCCCAAGGCUCGUGGCAGGAAGCCCGCAGCCAAGAAAGCCGAGCCCGAGGACAGUGAGAUUGACGACGAGGCUGCCAAGCCCAAGAAGGCCCCGCAGAAAAGGGGCCGCAAGAAGGCAUCCGAGUAAACCCAUGUUGUCCAAAACCAUCAUUCUUUCAUGAUGCUGUUGCUGCAGUAGGGGGGCGUUAGGGUGUCGGUAUAGUUCACGGUGCAAGAUACCCAGGUGCAUUGAAUUGAGAGAGAGAGAGAGAGAGGCAGAGAGAGAGAGAAUGACUGCAGAUAUUCGCAAUAUACUACGCAGUCUUGUUAGC
Messenger RNA from Exserohilum turcica Et28A, 1184 nucleotides. RefSeq lists its product as uncharacterized. The transcript has 5 exons. NCBI's taxonomy places the organism in Eukaryota, Fungi, Ascomycota, Dothideomycetes, Pleosporales, Pleosporaceae. Bases 128 to 1000 code for a protein of 290 amino acids. Gene Ontology annotation, molecular function: zinc ion binding; DNA binding. The record is from RefSeq and is a predicted model, not a curated record.